CAAAUCUGUUGUCAUCUCAUGGAGAGAAGGUGGAAGUGGAGAGAGUUGACAAAUGAAUUGGGCCUUUAUAUGAAAAAAGAAAGCCCAAACUAAUAAAACUUGGCCUUUAUAUGAAAAACUAAAACUUUUAUCUCGUCUCCUCCAAUCAUGUCAUUUCAAAAUCCCAUUCUUGCUCCAGGGUUCUUCUUCUAUCUGAAUCUGAAUCUCUCUCUUCCUCCGUAAAUUGUCUCGGGAAAAUUUUCGGAAUCUCCACGAUUAACGAAGAAGAUUGGAUUUUAGUUACUUCUCUGUUGCAUCGACUUCAUUGAAAGAGAAAAAAAACCCAAAUAAUGCAAACUUUUAGUCAGUUAGGACCGUCGGAGAUUUUCUUCAUCGCUAGAAGAGCUAAUCCCAUUACGAGUAAUUGCAGGGCACAGCUUUGGUUCACGGGAAGACUCUCUUUCCGACAAGAAACCUUUGGCGUUCGAUUAAAGAACAGAGUCGAGUUUAACCCAAGACCUGUGCCUCCAAACUUAAUUGCAGCCGAGAAAGAAGAAGCUAAAGCCGUUUUAACUCUCUUCUUCAAGAAACAAGGUCUUAGCAACAGUGUCUCCGUUAGAAUAAUCAACAAAUCCGAACACUUCAUUGACCAUUUAGUCUCUAGACUCCACUCUGUUCAUAAAGCCCGAUACCUCGUAGGAAGAGAGCUAACCACACUUGAGAUCCGAGACUCUCUAAUUCCAUACCUCGAACAUCUUCACGAAGAACACGGAGAUCUUCUCUCUGAUCUCGUCGUGAGCUUUCCUGAUCCACCAACCGACCCAAGACCAGUUUCUUCUUCCUCUCCAGCUCCUCUCUCACCACCUCGUGGUCUCACUGAUUCCGCCUUAGACACACGAAAGCUAAGAGCCGUGUCUCGCGUCAGCGAACUCGACACAGAAGGUGCAUUACGACCUCAAACACUUUACCUUCUCGACCUUGGCCUAACCCUCGAGCAGAUCAAAACCAUCACUCGAAAGUUCUCAGCUUUCCCUUACUACAGCCUCGAAGGAAAGAUCAAACCCGUCGUCGAGUUUCUUCUAGACCUCGGGAUUCCUAAAUCAGACAUCCCAACAAUCCUCUGCAAACGCCCUCAGAUCUGCGGAAUCAGCUUAACCGAUAAUCUCAAACCGACCAUGACCUUCCUCGAGACGUUAGGCAUCGACAAGAACCAAUGGGCAAAGAUCAUUUACCGUUUCCCGGCCAUUUUAACUUACAGCCGCCAGAAACUCACCUCAACGGUCGAGUUCUUGACACAAACCGGUCUCUCUGAAGAACAGAUUGGGAGAAUCUUGACCAGAUGUCCGAACAUCAUGAGUUACAGCGUGGAAGACAAGCUACGUCCGACCAUGGAGUAUUUUAGGUCGCUUAACGUCGAUGUCGCAGUUCUACUUCAUCGGUGUCCGCAAACGUUUGGACUUAGUAUCGAGUCGAAUCUUAAGCCUGUGACCGAGUUCUUCCUCGAGAAAGGUUAUGGUAUAGAUGAAAUUGGGAUCAUGAUCUCUAGAUAUGGAGCUUUGUAUACUUUCAGCUUGAAAGAGAAUCUGACGCCGAAAUGGGAUUACUUUCAGACGAUGGAUUAUCCGAAAUCGGAGCUCGUGAAGUUUCCGCAGUUUUUCGGGUAUAGUUUGCAGGAGAGGAUCAAGCCGAGGUACGAGCUGGUGAAGAGAAGUGGAGUGAGACUGUUGUUGAACCAGGUUUUGUCUUUGUCCGGAGUCGAGUUCGAGAAAGUCGUUAAGAAGAAGAUGAUGAAGAAACUUGUGUCUGAUAAUAAUAACGAAAUUGCUGAUUCAGAGUAGUAGCGAUUUGUUGUGAAUUUUUUUUUUCUAGUUUUAGAGUAGGUGAAUCAAGAAAACCCCUCUCUUCUUGAAUUUGUUUAUUAACUUUUGCGCAGUAAGAAAACUCUUGUUCGAAUUUAUUGAGGCCUAUUAAAAUUCAGUAUUUUUAA
Messenger RNA from Eutrema salsugineum, 1966 nucleotides. Its product is annotated as transcription termination factor MTERF5, chloroplastic. Gene Ontology annotation, biological process: regulation of DNA-templated transcription. The record is from RefSeq and is a predicted model, not a curated record. Bases 330 to 1817 code for a protein of 495 amino acids. Lineage: Eukaryota; Viridiplantae; Streptophyta; Magnoliopsida; Brassicales; Brassicaceae. Gene Ontology annotation, molecular function: double-stranded DNA binding. The transcript has 5 exons.